CUUUCACAAUCUCCAUCACAAAUCCAAAAAAAAAAACUAUAACGGGAAAAAAUUCGAACGUUAAAGAAAACGACAGAUCGGAAAAAACCGCCGGAGAAAAUGUCUUGCACCGUCGCUCUUUCAAAUUCGCCGGUGUUCUCACCGUCUAGGGUUCCGGUGCCGGCUUCUCUUCGUUGUAAAGUUUCUAGUUCUUCAUCUUCUUCUUCACCUGAAACCCUUAACCUAACUCACUCUCCUUCAAAGACUUCAUCUUCUCCUUCUUCGCCGUCGUCGCCGUUACGGAUUCUUCGGCUUCAGAAACCUCCACCGAGUAACCUUAUUAGAGCUUCUAAUACUGAUUGUUCUACUUCUACGGUUUUGAAGAGGAAGAGACCGACUAGGUUGGAUCUUCCGGUAGCUUCGAUGAGUUUCGGGAAUUUUCCGGUGACUCCUGCUGGAGUAGCGGAUUUGGUUGAGGUUGAGGGUGAUGGAUAUUCUGUUUGCUGUAAAAGGGGGAGAAAAGGUGCAAUGGAGGAUCGUCACUCUGCAAUGGUUAAUCUUGAAGGAGAUUCCAAACAGGGUGUUUUUGGUAUAUUUGAUGGUCAUGGAGGAGUGAAAGCUGCAGAGUUUUCAGCAGAGAACUUGAAUAAGAACAUUAUGAAUGAACUAGGGAAGACAACAGAUGACAAAAUUGAAGUGGCAGUGAAAAACGGCUAUCUUAAAACAGAUACUGAAUUUCUCAGCCAAAAAGUUCGGGGUGGAUCAUGCUGCGUGACAGCGUUGAUCCAAAAGGGCAAUCUAGUUGUAUCCAAUGCUGGGGAUUGUCGUGCUGUUGUGAGCAGAGGAGGGCUUGCUGAGGCAUUGACCUCUGAUCACAGGCCUUCAAGGAAAGAUGAGAAGGAUAGAAUUGAGGCAUCGGGUGGCUAUGUAGAUUGUUGUCACGGUGUUUGGAGAAUUCAGGGAUCCCUCGCUGUGUCAAGAGGUAUUGGGGAUCAGUACCUUAAACAAUGGGUAACAGCAGAACCUGAGACAAAGAUUCUUGAACUCAAUCCUGAAUUGGAAUUCUUAGUCCUAGCAUCUGAUGGCUUAUGGGAUACCGUUAGCAACCAGGAAGCAGUAGAUAUUGCUCGGCCUUUGUGCACUGGCAUCAGUACACUGCAGCCAUUGUCCGCGUGUAGAAAGCUUAUUGAUCUCUCUGUUUCGCGAGGUUCACUUGAUGACAUAAGUGUGAUGAUAAUUCAACUGGGACAAUUCUGUUGACAGAUACCCAAUUUAGGUUAGGAAUUCUUUCUUUACUAACUCACAGACGAAUUGCUAGCCAGAGAUUUUUACUAGAAUAACAGUUAGAUAAAUUUACUAGUAUGAGGUUUUUAACUCUGUAAAUCAAAUUGUUAUGUGACUUCAGAUCAGUUGAAAUGAUGAGGAAAAUUCCUUUUUUAUCCAUUUGUUAA
This is a messenger RNA of Solanum pennellii, 1430 nucleotides long. Its product is annotated as probable protein phosphatase 2C 25. NCBI's taxonomy places the organism in Eukaryota, Viridiplantae, Streptophyta, Magnoliopsida, Solanales, Solanaceae. The coding region runs from base 100 to 1239 and encodes 379 amino acids. The record is from RefSeq and is a predicted model, not a curated record. The transcript has 3 exons. Gene Ontology annotation, biological process: protein dephosphorylation. Gene Ontology annotation, molecular function: cation binding; protein serine/threonine phosphatase activity.